UGGGAUUUCGUUUAGAAACACGCGGUGGUGACAGCAGACCCCGCCCCGCCGGUGGGGGGACCUGUGUCGAACCCACCCCCCGCUGGAGGCUCCGCCGCCCUUACAGGGGUGGGCAGAGAGCGAGGUGGGCCGUGCUGCUCCCAGCAGCAGGUGGAGGGCUCCGCCGGGGCCGGGCGGCUUUUUCUCUGCUCUCCGGUUGUAUCUGAGGGCGAGCAACUCUGUCUCUGCCGGCGUCGGAGGCGCGGGCGCCCAUCUCCCCGCUGGGGGCUCCGGGGAUCGCCGGGGCUCCCCUCGCCAUGGCUUUCACCUUCGCUGCUUUCUGCUACAUGCUGUCGCUCGUCCUUUGCGCCGCGCUCAUCUUCUUCGCUAUCUGGCAUAUAAUCGCCUUUGAUGAGCUGCGGACUGACUUCAAAAGCCCAAUAGAUCAGUGCAACCCAGCCCAUGCAAGAGAGCGGCUGAGAAACAUUGAACGUAUUUGCUUCCUCCUACGAAAGCUGGUGUUGCCGGAGUACUCCAUCCAUAGCCUUUUCUGCAUAAUGUUUUUGUGUGCUCAGGAAUGGCUCACACUGGGCUUAAACGUUCCUCUGCUUUUUUAUCACUUCUGGAGGUAUUUUCGUUGCCCAGCAGAUAGUUCAGAACUUGCUUAUGAUCCACCUGCUGUCAUGAAUGCUGAUACCUUGAGUUACUGUCAAAAAGAGGCCUGGUGUAAGCUAGCUUUCUAUCUCCUUUCUUUCUUCUACUAUCUUUACUGCAUGAUCUACACUUUGGUGAGCUCUUAACUAAAAGACCAUCAUUAAAGACUGAAAACAACAAAAGCUGUGGAGAUGCAAGGAGGAGUGAGCCAAGUGAUUCAUGAUUCAAAGAUAAAUAAGUAAAUGAAAAUUAAAGAGAGGAAAACUUUGAACCCACAAAAUAAAUAGAGUAUGUGACAGAGACACCAAGCAGAAGCAGAGGACCAUGAAGAAAGGCUGAGUUAACUGUGUUUAUCUCCUGUCUCUGCAUAUUGCAGUAAAUCACUUUCAAAACCCAAGGGAAACAAAAACAUGCAACCAAGUCGACUGAGAUACAGAACUGUUUUCCUCUUCAAGGAUAAUGCUGCUCAGCUAAGUGGAUUCAUCAUAAACUGCAGUCCCUACUGUCUUCCAAGGAGCAAAGUUUCUUUUUUCUUUUUUAAUGACUGUUCUGUUUUGAGGAAGCAGAGGACAAGAUCAUCAUAAACAGCAGGAACAUUUAUACAAUAUGUUAUGAAAAUGAGCACUAACUGGGGUUCAGACGAGACAUGUGACUGUUCUGCAGGGGUGUUCAUGUGACACAUCAAACAGGGAUGUUGGAUCUUGUGGAAUUGCUUUCUGUGGCUUUUUUUUUUUCCCACUCAUCUUCAACAAUAACAACAAAAUAAUUUAGAAAUGGCAGUGUUCUGUUUUGUUUUAAUGACACAGUAUUACUGUAGACUAAAAUCCAGUACGUUUCUGUACUUCAUUUGUGAUGCAUCAAUAACAUAGCGAUAAGUGUAAAUACAGUGGAAUUGGCCUAACCAUAUCAAGCACAUACCAGAGUAGUGUUCCCCUGACUGCAAAAAAGACUGGUAAGAGCUACAUAAGUUAGAGGAUUGUAAUAUAGAUAUUAUAUUCAUUAGAAUUCUGGACAAUGAAACACCAGACCAGACUGUGGUCUGAAAUUCUAUUGUGCAAUUUCAUUUCUGCUGUCAAAUUUAUGCUGAAAGUCGUGAAAUGUUUUUGUUCCAUAUGAGGUGGGUAUUUAAGUUGUUCCGUUUUUUUUUUUAUAACUUAAAAGGAUUUUAUUUUAUUGUAUAGCUAAUAUUUAAUUUUAUACAUAUGAGCUGUAAAUCUUCCUAUAUAUGUAUAAUACAAAUACACAUCUAUGUAAGCACCCACAAUCUAUUCAUAUUUUAUGUUAAUCUCUUUGAUUUACCAGGUCAAAAGCAUCAUCUGUUCAGAACUGCUUCUAAAUAUGCUUCAGCACAGAAACUUGUGAACCAGGGCUGCCUCCCUCAGAAUCUCUAAGGUAUUUCAAGGCAGGCACUGGUGCCCUGGGCAGCAGGAAGCUUCUAAGAAUAUUACCAGCACACACAAAGAUCAGGUCCUGCACUGUGAAUGAGCUAAUAAGACAUAUUUUUGGCACAGGUGCUGAGGAGAGCAGGGCAGAAAGUUCUGUAUGGAAAUAGCUUGUUCACAACUGGUCUCGUUAGCUUUGGCCCAGUGCUGACCCUGCCAAAUUUGACAUGGCUGUUGAGAGCCAACAGAUUGUUCCUAAGGACUUUUGGGCACAAGACUUCAGAAAGAAAGGUCCAGCCUCACAUUCAGCACUGCUCCUGUGCUAAUAAACUCUACUUAGAGCAUACUGGAGAACCAGUGGCUGCAUGCAGUAAUCUCAUGUCUGGCAAAAUAAAAACUGAGCUGGAGUUAAUGCGUUGUGUACAGUGCCAAGGCUUUUUCUGGUUUGAUCAGCCUACGCUGACAAAAUUAAAUCCUCUUAGCCUGCAAAGCACAGUUGGUGCAUGCUAACUGACUGCUCUCGGCCUGUGCCAAGAUCAUGGCUUGGAGAGAGUGCUAACUGACUUCUGUAAAAGGUAUACCAAGGACAUACUAACAAUAUUUAGAUCAUGAAGUUCUGCUUAGCACUAACAUUCUACAAUUUGCCAGUGCAGAUAUAACCGAUAGCCUUGCAUUGUGCAGUCUUAAUUCUAACAGCCUGACAUUCCCAUUUCUAGAAGCACACAACAGAGCUGCCAUAUCAGGUUACUUGGGAAACUAAUCUGUGCCUGAUGGUUCACAAAUUUGGAUUGUAUGUGUUGCAGAAGUGACUGAACUGCUCUUCAAAUCACAUUGAUCUUGCAGUCAGUAUGGCUGUAUUUGCUUGGGGUGUGCUUGAGUAAACUGAAAGCUGGCUUUUUCAGUUUUCUAAUAAUCCUUAUUCAAAAAAAUAACCCCAUUGCUUUCAAUAACAAUUAUCUUAAAGAAAAAUUGCAGUCUAAGUGUAUUGUAAAAACUCCUUAAUUGAGGAUACUUCUCUUUUCCUAGAAUUUAGUUAACCUUCUGCUCAGUAUAAAUAACUUAUGAAGCUGGCCAGGGCAUUAAUUGGAGGAUGUUUUGGAUGUAUCUACAGCCCAGAACUAAAGAGCACAUCUAGGCUAUCUGACAGUAUCAAAAAGCUGCUAAUGCUGCAGAUGUCACAGACAACAAAUAGAGUUCUUGAUAUUUUCCUUGCUUGUUGUUGUUGCCCAGACAUCUUACAGUAUCUUGCUGGAUUGCCCCAGCAGACCAACAGCACUUGGCUGCAGUCCUGGGCUAUACACCACUAUGUGUGAUGGCUGCUGUGGCAGAUGGACUUCAAUACCAUAUUCAUACUUGUGUCCAGAUGAAUUAUUUUCUCAUAAUGACAGGAUUUUGUUGCUUUGCUUUAAUAACUUCUGUAGUAGAAAAAUUAUCACUACUCUAAAAGGUCUUUAAAUUUACCUAGUAUUCUUCUGUGUCAAGGCUGAGGGCUGUCUGCUGAACAGUUAUACCCAUGUGUAGUGGAUGAUUUCAUAACCAGACUUACCAUUUUCACUGUUAGACUUGCUAGGUAAUGUAUGAGAGAAAAAGUGUGAAAGAGGUAGGAGGAAUGAUAACGAUGCCCUCUAAGUACCUGGAUAUUUUGCUGCUAAACAUGAGCAAAGCAUACUUUGACCAAACCAGGCAAGUUUGGUCAAUAGCAAAUAAUAGAAAAAGUGAUGAGAUUUUCAGUUACAAGAUCUUCUCUUCCCUGUGUGAUGCUUGAGGAAGAAAUAAUCUGUGCCAUCCUUUUUGUCACCAGUUCUUGGUGGUUGAAGUUUGCAUAUUUCCUCCUCAAGCCUUCUUGCUUCCUGCCUCUUCUCCUAGAAAAGUAAGUACUAUUGCUUAGGAGCAGCACUUUUCUUCUCUCAUGUGCUCUGGUGAUAGAGAUGAACCUCACAAAGGUCAUAAGAAAUCGCAUUAUUUUCUUUGCUCCCUUGAAGAGAUGUGCAGUGAGCGCACAUUCAUUUUCUUUAUUUGUACCAUAUGUAAAGUGAGAAUGGUGUUACCUACCUUGUGAAAUCUUUCCACACGCGUAAUACUCCCUUUCUUUUCAUGAAUGCUGAAUGUAUCUAAAGGGAAAAGGUAGGAGGUGGAAAAAUAAAGUGUGAGUGGAUGAAACCUGAAGGAGUUGCAUAUCAACAGGGUUGCUGCACAGCCUGCUGGCCCAGUUGCCUCCCCCUGGAUAUGAUGGAAAUGCAGCCCCAAUGGGGAGGAACUGCUCUGUGCUUCUCUUCUCCUAUUUAUAGUCAGGUAAAUGAACUGCAGUGAUGCUGAAAUAAGUCACUGCUGCUAUGACUAUUUCAGGUUCAAAUGCAGCAAGUCAAUGCUGAUAGCAGGAUGCUUCACCUACAAAUAAUUAACUGCAUUUAAAGUGUCGUAAAUGCUUUUCCUGGGGCUAUACACUUCCUUUUGCACUGAAAACUCAACAGGGAGUUAUUCAACCUACAGCUUCCUUGAGUAACUGCAUGGACAUUGCAAUGACCUGACACUGCUGAGGGCUUGUGCUUAUUCAUUCAUUAGUAUGGAUAUGAGCACUCUGCUUUUCUUUCUCUGUUCUGUCACAGGGUUAUCCCUAGAUGUAAGGCUAUGAUGGGGGCACAGGCCAUGGGAAAAAGACAAAGAAGGAGAGAGACAAAGGUGCAAAGAAAAAAGGAAGGUUUGCCAUGCAAUCUGGCCGUAUUAAUGGAAGAUAAACAUGCACAUCAGAGGGCUAAGGGGGGAUGUUUCAGUGCCAGACUGUCAGUGAAUGUUAGGCCAACUUGGUAAAUAUCUGACUUCAAAGAAGUUAAUGGAAGUUUUGUCUCUUACUUUGUGUGGGUCCCCCUCAGUACUGUGCAAUUCCCACCAAGAUGGCAAUGGAAAUUAGAACUAGAAGGGAAAAAAAUAGCAAAAUAACUCCAGUUGGUCAAAGAUGUUGUUGGAUGUUAGAUAAGGCUUGUAUUACCAUAAAAAGAAAAGGAGGUAGAAAAGUUGAGGUAAAAUACAGUAUCUUUAUUUAGGAAGCAAUUACUGUCAAUGCAUCACCCAUGCAGCACUGAGGUUUACAUCAAUGAUCUCAAUCCAUUCCUAUUCUGGUGAGUUUAUCAUCUUUUUAUCAGUCCUUAAUCACAAAUGCAUUGUUCUGAUUUAUUCUUUGCUGGAAUGCAAUUGUAGGAGGGCAGAAGGGAAAAUUCUGCUCUGAAAUAAAGCAUUUCCCCCUUUCUUUCCUCUCAAAUAGUCUGUGAGUAUGUGAUAACAAAAUUCUGAUGGUUUCAGUGAUACAUCUCAGCGAUGAAGCUAUUUCCUGCAGGUGAUACUGUUCUGCAGUUUAGUAAACCACUGUUCUGUAAGUAUUUUUAAGUGCUUAUGCAAUUAAAGUAGUUAUUUUCUUACCUGUAAAUUGGUGGGCAACUUCUCAUUCAAAAGCAAAUGUAUUUCUAUGGCCUUGUUCUAUGAGUUUCUGGGUAGUCAGACUAUCAGUAAACCUCUGGGGGAAAUAAAGUACCUUUUAAAAAUG
This is a messenger RNA of Coturnix japonica (Japanese quail), 5553 nucleotides long. RefSeq names its product cornichon family AMPA receptor auxiliary protein 3 (gene CNIH3). Lineage: Eukaryota; Metazoa; Chordata; Aves; Galliformes; Phasianidae. The record is from RefSeq and is a predicted model, not a curated record. Gene Ontology annotation, biological process: vesicle-mediated transport.